Messenger RNA from Helobdella robusta, 1038 nucleotides. RefSeq lists its product as hypothetical. The coding region runs from base 1 to 1038 and encodes 345 amino acids. The record is from RefSeq and is a predicted model, not a curated record. Gene Ontology annotation, cellular component: nucleolus; spindle pole; kinociliary basal body. NCBI's taxonomy places the organism in Eukaryota, Metazoa, Annelida, Clitellata, Rhynchobdellida, Glossiphoniidae. Gene Ontology annotation, molecular function: protein serine/threonine phosphatase activity; protein tyrosine/serine/threonine phosphatase activity. Gene Ontology annotation, biological process: regulation of exit from mitosis; cilium assembly; positive regulation of cytokinesis. The transcript has 10 exons.
AUGUUGGUUUUUUUUAUAUUUCUCCAUCAUACAGAUAAAUUCUACUUCUUGACAUUUCAAAAUGAUAAACUUAAAAGUUCCUCGGAGGUGCAUUAUUUUUGCACGGAUGAUCAAUUCACUUACAAGAAUUUCAAUUUAGAUUUUGGACCAUUAAAUCUGGCAAUGAUCUGUCGCUAUUGUAUUUUGGUCAGAAAAAAAAUUGAGUCAUUCCAAGCCACAGGAAGAAAAUUGUGUCAUGUGACGUCUCAAGAUUCAAAAAAACGAACUAAUGCUGCUUUUCUUGUAGGAUGUUAUUCUGUGCUUGUUGCAGAAAAAUCUCCAGAAGAAACUGUCCGAUGUUUGAUUUCGCAACCUAAAGUUCCUAUCUAUCUGCCUUACAGAGAUGUGUCAUUAGGUCCUUCGUUGUACAACUUAGGAUUGUUGGACUGUUUCAGAGCACUUGUAAAAUCUAGAACUUUAGGAAUCUUCAAUUUGACCUCAUUCAACGUAGCUGAGUAUGAACACUUGGAGAAAAUGGCAAAUGGCGAUAUAAAUUGGAUAAUACCGGAAAAAUUUUUGGCACUUCCUGGUCCCCAAAAUAAACUAUUGGCUAACAAAGCAGGAUUCAUGUCACACACUCCAGAGUUUUACAUUCCUUAUUUCAAACAAAACAAUGUCACUUCAGUAGUUAGAUUAAAUAAAGACAUGUACCCCUCUAAAAAGUUCACCGAUGCAGGUAUAAAACACUAUGACAUGUAUUUCCCCGACGGAACCGUUCCCCCAAUAGCUUUAGUAAAAAAAUUCAUGGAUGUUUGUCAUAAAACACCCGGAGCAAUUGCAGUACACUGCAAAGCUGGUUUGGGGAGAACAGGAACAAUGAUAGGCUGUUACAUGAUGAAAUAUAUGAAAUUUACAGCGGCGGAAAGCAUAGCCUGGCUUAGGAUGGCCAGACCUGGUUCAGUUAUUGGCAUGCAACAAGUUUUUCUCAACGAGUCAGUGUCACAUUCAGCUAUGACAAUAACUAUUUUGACAAACAAAAAUUUAAAAAAAUUAAAAUAA